This is a messenger RNA of Sphenostylis stenocarpa, 2796 nucleotides long. The record is from the annotation of a GenBank genome assembly. NCBI's taxonomy places the organism in Eukaryota, Viridiplantae, Streptophyta, Magnoliopsida, Fabales, Fabaceae.
AUGGAACCAGGAAACCCUUCGUCGCCGGAUCCCGAAUCGCCAACCUCUGCUUCCGUUGGUUUCAACACCGACCAGAUUCCUCACACCCACACGAGCCGUGCCUCCGAGGACGACGAGGCUUCCGUUGACCCCGACAUCAUACGAGAUGAUCUUGAAGAACAACCCGAGGAAGAAGAAGAUGGAGAGGAUCUUUACAAUGACAAUUUCAUGGAUGACUAUCGGAGAAUGGAUGAGGCUGACCAGUUCGAAUCGUUCGGGCUGGAUGACUCGAUGGAAGAUGACAGGGACUUUGAUCGGAUAAUGGAGGAUCGAAGGGCUGCGGAGAUUGAAAUCGACGCACGUGAGGGUCGCGUUACCAAUCGCAGCAAGCUUCCCCAGCUUCUUCACGACCAAGAUACAGAUGAUGACAGUCACAGGCCUUCUAAAAGGGCCCGACCUGAUUUCAGAGCUUCUUUACCAAGUGAUGAUGAUCUGCAAAGUUCACCUGGAAGGUCACAACGAGGGCACUCAAGAGAGGAUGUUCCUAUGACUGAUCAAACUGAGGAUGAUCGAGAUGAUGAUGAAUUUGAUGACGGAUAUGAGAUGUAUCACGUACAAGGAACACUUCGGGAGUGGGUUACAAGAGAUGAAGUGCGCCGCUUCAUAGCCAGGAAAUUCAAGGACUUCCUACUCACGUAUGUUAAUCCGAAAAAUGAACACCGAAACAAGGAAUAUGUUUGGCUGAUUAAUGAGAUGGUGUCAGCUAGUAAGUGCAGUUUGGAGAUAGAUUACAAACAAUUUAUCUAUGUUCAUCCCAACAUCGCCAUUUGGCUAGCUGAUGCGCCUCAGUCUGUCUUAGAAGUAAUGGAAGAUGUUACCAAAAGCGUUGUCUUUGAAUUACAUCCAAAUUACAGAAAUAUACAUCAAAAGAUUUAUGUACGCAUAACCAACUUGCCAGUUUAUGAUCAGAUUCGAAAUAUAAGGCAAAUCCACUUGAAUACAAUGAUCCGAAUUGGGGGAGUAGUAACUAGGCGCUCUGGAGUUUUCCCCCAGUUGCAGCAGGUGAAGUAUGAUUGUAACAAAUGUGGGGCAAUUUUGGGACCUUUUUUCCAGAAUUCUUAUUCAGAGGUGAAAGUUGGAUCCUGUCCUGAGUGCCAGUCAAAAGGACCAUUCACUGUCAACAUUGAACAGACAAUUUAUAGGAAUUUUCAGAAGCUUACCCUCCAAGAAAGUCCAGGAAUAGUUCCUGCAGGUCGACUCCCAAGAUACAAGGAAGUCAUUCUAUUGAAUGAUCUUAUUGACUGUGCUCGCCCUGGGGAAGAGAUUGAGGUCACUGGUGUUUAUACCAAUAAUUUUGAUUUAUCCCUAAACACAAAAAAUGGGUUUCCAGUGUUUGCCACUGUUGUUGAGGCAAAUUAUGUUACGAAAAAGCAAGACCUCUUCUCUGCCUACAAACUUACACAGGAAGACAUAGCGGAGAUUGAAAAUUUGGCCAAAGACCCUCGAAUAGGAGAAAGGCUUGUAAAGUCUAUUGCUCCAUCAAUCUAUGGUCACGAUGACAUAAAAACUGCAAUCGCUUUAGCUAUGUUUGGAGGCCAAGAGAAAAAUGUUGAAGGAAAGCAUCGACUGCGAGGAGAUAUAAAUGUUCUUCUUCUUGGUGAUCCGGGAACAGCAAAGUCUCAGUUUCUCAAGUACGUAGAAAAAACUGGACAGAGAGCCGUAUACACUACUGGCAAAGGGGCUUCUGCCGUGGGUCUCACAGCUGCAGUUCACAGGGAUCCAGUCACACGGGAAUGGACUCUUGAGGGAGGAGCCCUUGUUCUAGCCGACAAGGGAAUUUGUCUUAUUGAUGAGUUUGACAAGAUGAAUGACCAAGAUAGGGUGAGUAUCCACGAAGCCAUGGAGCAGCAGAGUAUAAGCAUAUCAAAAGCUGGAAUUGUUACAUCUCUUCAGGCACGCUGUUCUGUUAUUGCUGCUGCAAAUCCUAUUGGAGGAAGAUAUGAUUCCUCAAAAACAUUCUCUCAAAAUGUUGAAUUGACAGAUCCUAUUAUUUCUCGUUUUGAUGUCCUCUGCGUUGUUAAGGAUGUUGUUGAUCCUGUCACGGAUGAAAUGCUUGCAACUUUUGUCGUUGACAGUCACUUCAAGUCACAACCCAAGGGUGCUAACCAAGAUGAUAAGUCCUUUAGUGAGUCCCAAGAUGUCCAUGCAUCUGCCGUGCAAGAUGAUCCCGAGAUACUUCCGCAGGAUCUACUGAAGAAGUACAUUACAUAUGCCAAGUUGAAUAUUUUUCCAAGGUUACAAGAUGCCGAUAUGGAUAAACUGUCUCAUGUCUAUGCUGAAUUGCGGAGGGAAUCCUCACACGGACAAGGAGUCCCUAUUGCUGUAAGGCAUAUUGAAUCUAUGAUAAGGAUGUCUGAAGCUCAUGCGAGAAUGCAUCUCAGACAGCAUGUUACACAAGAGGAUGUGGACAUGGCAAUUCGUGUUCUACUUGAAUCAUUCAUUUCCACACAAAAGUUUGGGGUGCAGAAGGCUCUUCAAAAGAGCUUUCGAAAGUACAUGACUUUCAAGAAGGACUACAAUGAACUGCUCCUUUAUAUUCUCCGCGAGCUUGUAAAAAAUGCUCUGCAUUUCGAAGAAAUUGUCACCGGAUCUACUUCAGGUCUAACUUCUGUGGAUGUAAAAGUAGAUGAUCUGUACAACAAGGCUCAAGAGCAUGACAUUUAUGAUCUGAAACCAUUCUUUAAUAGCAGCCAGUUUACACGGGCCAAUUUUGUAUUGGAUGAAGAAACGAGAGUCAUCAGACAUCGUCUGGUUUGA